Puntigrus tetrazona (Sumatra barb) is the source of this 1904-nucleotide messenger RNA. Its product is annotated as protein THEM6. The transcript has 3 exons. Bases 413 to 1183 code for a protein of 256 amino acids. The record is from RefSeq and is a predicted model, not a curated record. NCBI's taxonomy places the organism in Eukaryota, Metazoa, Chordata, Actinopteri, Cypriniformes, Cyprinidae.
AUUUUGCCACAGUAUGUGUAAUUUAAGUUCCAUUUUCUAAUCCUGUUAUUCUUAGAUAACCUUUUGUCUUUAUAUUUUGGCACAAAUCAAAAGAUUUUGUAGGUUCAUAUAAUUAUAUAUAUCUUAAUUUAUGUAAUAACUUAUACACAAAAUAAUAUAUCACUGCUUAAAUAACGUACAAAACAUGCUUCAUUAUACAUUGAAUUGGGAAACAAUUAUUUUUUUAAUACUUUUAAAAAACAAUAACAAUCGUCAUCAUUUUAAAUCAUAAAAUAGAGUUCAGGGUCGUUCAGUCUUUCAGUCCACAAGAAAUGCCGAGUCCUACAGCGGAGCCAUUGUUUUUAGGUUUUCAUAGAAAAAGACAGACUCAAAAUACAUUUUAUUUCAAGUUUCCGUUUUAACGAAAGAGCAAAUGUCUAUAAAUAAAAUUGUGUCUCGGAAGUGUAAUGGAAUUCUGGCGUUCGCAUGGCGGCCUGCUGACGUAGUCACGUGGCCUCGUCAAGCCAAUCAGAGCGCGGGUUCUGUCUGUGCGGAAGUGCGUGAAGCCGGUGUCUUGCGGGUGUCAAUCGCAAUCAUGCUGCUGUGGAUUCUGUCCGGCUCUCUGCUUCUGUUCGGCAGUUUUGACGUCUGGUACUUCUUGAGAGCGACGUGGAUGGUGAUCAGGUCCUGGUUCCAGGGUCCGGUUCGAGAUGUUCUGGCGGAGCAGGUGGUUCACGGAAGGGUCCUCCUCCACGACCUGGACUUUAUGUGUCACAUGAACAACGCCCGCUACCUGCGCGAGUGCGACUUCGCGCGCUACGCGUACUGCACGCGGAACGGGCUCUUCCUGGCGGCGCGCGCGCUCGACGCCUCCAUGCUGAUCGGAGCCACCACCAUCCGUUACCGGCGCUCGCUGGCGUUCGGCGAGGCCUUCGAGCUGCGCACGCGGAUCGUGGCGUGGGACGAGAAGUCCUUCUACCUCGAGCAGAGGUUCGUGUCCAAGACAGACGGCUUCGUUUCUGCGGUCAUGCUGUGCAGGCAGAACGUCAUUCGCGGAAACCCACAGAGGAUCCUGGAUCACCUUUGCAAGAGGAAGGUGGACUGCCCUGAGAUUUCAGAGGAUCUUCAGCACUGGAUCAGGUUCAUCUCUGCCAGCAGUCAGGCUUUGAGAGCAGAGAGCGGACUGGAGGACAAGACCAAAUGAUGGUUUCAGAGACUCUUACCGUAAGCCUUCCUUCUGCAUGUAAGUUUCCCGUGAUGCUAACCUUACAACCAUAACUCCCUAAGUGUCCGUUUUAAAGUUACAAAAUAGGUUUUCUGGUCCAGAACCUGCGGCUGUCGGCAGCUUCGGCGUUUCCUCCACCACACCAGCCCGUCCGUAUAGUUUUAUUUGUUUAAAAAAAAAGUAUUACAGCGUCAUUAUUGUGCUAACAAAAUCCAUUCCAGAAGCUGCAAGAAAUAUGACUGACAAACCACGGCGCAUGAAUCUCUGUUGAGAAACGGAGCGCAUGAACGAAUGUUGAAAACUUGACUCCACUGACUUGAACGCUGGGGGCUUUUGAACGCCCCUGUGACCAAAUACGCACACGAACGUAAGAAAAAUCACGUCGAAAGGAUUUGCACUGAGUAUUUUAAUAGUACAAACGGAAGAUGAGAAUGGGAACGAGAGCGUUGUUUUAUCAUAUCACCUCAUUGAUUUGUUGUGCUGGUCAGAUAUGUUAAUGUAUUUAUUCCUAUUUCAGACUGAAACGGUUUAUUAUUGUUGUUAUUUAUAAAAAAGGGAACACUGUAUUUAUUUAUAAUUCUUUUUUUUUUCUGAGAUUUGCAUAAUUUGUUUGAGAAGAGUCUGUAUGUAAAGUAAUUUAAGCACCUGUAAUGAAACUUGAAGACUUGCGUUAUGAAAUAAAAUCCUGCAGUAUAAAUAA